UGUUGAGUGAAGUUUGCGUGUAGAUUCACACUCCCUCUCUCAUGUAAAUACAGUCCACAGGUUGUGAUGUUAUGGGAUAUUUUUUGUCUCCAAUAAUUGUUUAACACCACAGAGACUUUAAGACUACAGAAGCGAAGUCAACGAGGUUCAGCAGGUUGGAGAAGAUGGAGGACGAUUUGUCACAGGCUUUGAAUUCUUUCAGUGUGGAGGAGAAAGAUGGCAAGAUGGAUACUUUUGGGUUGUACGUCGUCACGUGGAAUGUGGCCACCGCUGAGCCUCCUGAAGAUGUGAACUCUCUGCUUCAGCUCAACUCCCUGAAGAAACCAGACCUCUUUGUGAUCGGGCUGCAGGAGGUGAAGGCUGCACCUCUCAAGAUUGUCACAGAUUUGGCCUUCGAGGACUCCUGGAGUCACCUCUUCAUGAACACGCUGGCUCCAUUGGGUUUUAUCAAGGUGUCCUCCAUACGGAUGCAAGGUCUGCUUUUACUUUUAUUUUCCAAGCUGGAGCACGUCCCCUUUAUCAGAGACAUUCAGGUCACUUACACCCGCACAGGACUCUAUGGCUACUGGGGGAAUAAAGGAGGUGUGUCCAUCCGUCUGUCCUUCUACGGUCACAUGCUCUGCUUCCUGAACUGUCACCUAACCGCCCACAUGAACUACGCCUCUCAGCGGGUGGAUGAGUUCCAGUAUAUUCUAGAUGCUCAGACCUUUGACACCAAAAACACACCACGCAUUUUGGAUCACAAAGUGGUGUUCUGGUUUGGGGAUCUGAAUUUUCGUAUCGAGGACCAUGGGAUGCUCUUUGUAAGGGAGUGCAUCACCAGCCAGCGUUAUAAUCUUCUUUGGCCUAAAGAUCAGCUCACCAUGAUGAAGCAGAAGGAAGCUAGUUUGCAGAAGUUUCAAGAAGGACCUCUAGACUUUCAGCCCACCUAUAAAUUCGAUUUGCACUCAGAUAAUUACGACACAAGGGUACAGAAGACAUGGUUUGGUUUUAAUGGAAAAAAACGCAAGCCUGCGUGGUGUGACAGGAUCCUCUGGAGAGUGAAGCCAAAGUCCUCACUGUCAGAAGACGCUGAUGAAGACGAUCAAAAUCAAGAAGAUCCAAAGAAACAACCGGAGGAGCAUCAUAAAGAUGAGUUCCCUCUUAAACUGAGCCAGGAGUUUUACACAAGUAAAAUGGAGUACAGCAUCAGCGACCAUAAGCCCGUCAUCGGCAUCUUCCGCUUGGAGUUGAGAAAGAUAUACAAGACACCAUUGGUGCAGGUGUGUGCUGAGGGAGAAUGGAGUGCUGACUUUGAUGCCCUAAUAACCUACAGCCUUCUCCAGUCCUAUCCCUCCAGUGCCUGGGAUUGGAUCGGUUUAUAUAAGGUUGGUUUUAAAAGCGCUUCAGACUAUAUCACGUACACCUGGGUGAAGGAUGACCAGGUGUCUUUCACGGAUGAGCUCUUUCAAGUUUAUGUGAACAAAGAUGAAAUUCCCGUUCUUGGGGGAGAAUGUGUGCUGUGCUAUUACAGCAGCAGCUUGCAGUGCAUUGUGGGUAUUAGUCAACCUUUUAAGGUGCAGGAAUCCAGAGCGGCGAUUGAAGAGGGUUUAGUGCCUGAAAAUAUCAACAAGCUAGAUGAAACUGUAGCCAGUUAAGACCAGGUUUAAAUUGUACGAUGGUUUAUACGCGGUCAUAUGCAGCCUAGAUGUCAAACCAAACAAGCCUGUGAAUUCAAGCAAGUGCAAUUUUAAUCCAAAAUUGAUUUGAGGUUUUACUUGUAUGUGAUGUAGUGUGUGUGUUUAUUUUAAUUAAAGAAAUAUUAUGAAUUACAGCCCGUUUAUUUUAAAUUGCGGCCAGUUGAUGGGACAGGUCCCAAAUAGAGUGUGUUAUCUUAAUUAAGCAGAUUUAAAUGUAUACUGUAAUUCUUGAAAUCGGUGUUAAAAAGUCUUUCAAAAAAAAAAAAA
Carassius auratus (goldfish) is the source of this 1946-nucleotide messenger RNA. RefSeq names its product inositol polyphosphate 5-phosphatase K-like. Gene Ontology annotation, molecular function: phosphatidylinositol-4,5-bisphosphate 5-phosphatase activity; phosphatidylinositol-3,4,5-trisphosphate 5-phosphatase activity; inositol bisphosphate phosphatase activity. The record is from RefSeq and is a predicted model, not a curated record. Gene Ontology annotation, biological process: negative regulation of phosphatidylinositol 3-kinase/protein kinase B signal transduction; negative regulation of glycogen biosynthetic process; phosphatidylinositol dephosphorylation. Gene Ontology annotation, cellular component: ruffle; plasma membrane; cytoplasm. Bases 165 to 1637 code for a protein of 490 amino acids. The transcript is spliced from 14 exons. NCBI's taxonomy places the organism in Eukaryota, Metazoa, Chordata, Actinopteri, Cypriniformes, Cyprinidae.